Molecule: messenger RNA, 938 nt
Organism: Anopheles darlingi
Lineage: Eukaryota; Metazoa; Arthropoda; Insecta; Diptera; Culicidae
Gene: mRpS2
Product: 28S ribosomal protein S2, mitochondrial
Exons: 3
Coding region: 114-860 (248 amino acids)
Biological process (GO): translation
Cellular component (GO): mitochondrial small ribosomal subunit; ribosome
Molecular function (GO): structural constituent of ribosome
Source: RefSeq, a predicted model, not a curated record
CUGACAGAUCAGCGAUUUUGUAAACAAGCUAAAAUCUUGCUAGAACUCGUGUUGGAAAACGUUGUGUUACUGCAAUAAUUAUUCGUAGGAAAGUUUCUCUUCAUAUCUUGGAAAUGUUUCUUAGGCGGAUGCUCUGGUCGGGGCUGCCCCGAUCAUUGUCCACGGUCCAGGCAACCGCAAGGAUAGAACCCAGAGCAGUCGAUAAAUCUAGCGACGAUAAAUCUGCUGAAUCACUAAGCCAUCCGGAUUAUUUCGGGGUUCACAAGCUCUUCACUGUGGAAGAUCUAUUCAAAGCAAGAGUUCACCUGGGUCACAAGGAAGGCACGCUGAACGAUAACAUGAAAGGAUACCUGUACGGCAGUCGGCUUGGGCAUUGCGUUAUCGAUUUGGACAAAACCGCAGAACAUCUGAGAAUGGCACUGAACAUUGCGGCCCACAUUGCGUUUCGCGACGGCAUUAUAUUGUUCUUCAACAGAAAUGCGUUAAAUGCGCAUCAAGUAGAGAAAACCGCCAAAGAGUGUGGCGAGUAUGCUCACACGCGUUAUUGGCGUGGUGGUGUCUUUACGAACGCGAAGGUCCAGUUUGGUGCCGUCACAAGAUUGCCAGAUUUAUGCAUCUUCUUUAAUACUAUGAACAAUGUGCUGGACAUGCACACCGCGGUACGCGAUGCAGCAAAGAUGAACAUACCCACAAUCGGUAUUGUGGAUACAAAUUGUAAUCCUAAUUUGAUUACCUACCCAGUACCCGGUAACGAUGACACUCCGGUUGCCAUCGAACUUUACUGUAAGCUAUUCAAGAGUGCUAUUCUGCUGGGGAAGGAAAAACGAAAAGAGCAGAUCGCAAGAGGGGUAGUGUUGUGAGAGUUGAACAUUUGAUCAAUUAAGAGUGAAAUAAAUGAUGCUGCGCACUGCCUUGCCAGCAGGAUAGUGUUCUCCGUA